Dictyostelium purpureum is the source of this 1110-nucleotide messenger RNA. RefSeq lists its product as uncharacterized. Lineage: Eukaryota; Evosea; Eumycetozoa; Dictyosteliales; Dictyosteliaceae. The record is from RefSeq and is a predicted model, not a curated record. Gene Ontology annotation, biological process: methylation. The coding region runs from base 1 to 1110 and encodes 369 amino acids. The transcript is spliced from 2 exons. Gene Ontology annotation, molecular function: S-adenosylmethionine-dependent methyltransferase activity.
AUGGAUAAAAAUAACAAUAAUAAUAAUAAAAAUUAUUAUAAUAGAAUAAUGCAAUCAAAAUAUAAUGAAUUCUCAAAAAUACAAUUAGAAACAAUUAAAAACAAUUCAAAAUUAAUUGAAAAAUCAAUUUGUAUUAUGAUAGAAAAUAUAAAAAAUGGUAAAUUUCUAAUUAAAAACAAUAAUGAUAGCCCUGUUAGAAUACUGGAUAUUGGCUCUUCUCAUGGUAGAAACUCAAUAACUCCUUUAAAUAUUAUUAUAUCAAAUAUUUUAAAGCAAAAUCCUAAACAAUGCUUUGAAGUGUACCACGAAGAUUUACCAUCUAAUGAUUUCAGUAGAUUAUUUAAUGAAAUUAGUCAAAAUUCCCAAAGUUAUUUAAAACUAUCCAAUCAGAUUUAUUAUUAUGGUAUAGGAAAAACAUUUUAUAAUCAAGUGGUACCAUCGAAUUCCAUUGAUUAUAUAUUUUCAUUUUCAGCCUCUCAUUGGUCCUCAUAUAAUGAAGAGUUUUAUAAAAACCCAGAUUCACUAUUAAUGAUCUAUCGAGAAAGAACUCCAGAAUACACAAAACACUGCUUAGAAUGUCUUUUCAAUAAUUUUUCAAGUAGAGCUAAAGAAUUAAAAAAUGGUGGUAUUUUCAUUAUUACUAUUAUGAAUGAAAAUGAAGACCUAUCACCAGAAGAAAACACUGUUUACCAAUAUUUCAAAUUAAUGAAGGAUGUUUGGUAUCUAAUGGUUAAAGAUAAUUUGGUUCCUAAAGAAGUGGUAGAAAAAAUGAUGUUACCUAUCAAUUUUUAUAAAAAAUCAGAGAUCUAUCAGGUCAUUGAUAUGGUAGAAAAGCAAGAAGGUUUAAAAUUGGUAUCAAUAGAUCAAAAUGUACAAACUUUCCACAAUGUAGAGCUUAGCGAUCUAGAUAAAGCAGAGCUACUAUUUAAAUAUAUCAAUGUUGCAAGUGAACCUACAAUAAAAUCAUUUUUACCAGGCGACCAAAGAAAAAAAGAUUUACUAUAUAAAGUUUUUAAAAUUAAGUUUUUAACUUACCUAAAAACAAAUAAAAUAAUUCCGAUCAAUAAUCUUUACAGCUACUAUUCAAUAAUUUUUGAAAAAGAUUGUUAA